AUGGCACAGGAAAUGAGCUGGCCGUGCUUAGUAAGAAUGGCUAAACUAGAGCCUGUGGCGCGAUAUUGCCAAGUCAUUCGAGUGAUCCGAUUUUGUGUGGGAUUCUGCGGAAAUGAUGUGGCCGAUCCCAAUUUUAAGAUGUGGUGGCUAACAUACACUGUAAUCGGUGCGAUUUUCUUCUUUUUCGCCUGUACUGGGUACACCAUUUAUGUGGGCGUUGUUGUCAACGGAGACCUCACUGUAAUCCUACAGGCGUUUGCAAUGGUUGGCUCAGCGGUCCAGGGAUUAACGAAGCUUUUAGUCACCGCUAAUAUGGCCCCUCAAAUGCGACAAAUGACGGACACCUACGAAGAAAUCUACCGAGAAUACGGUGCAAAGGGUGGUGAAUAUGCAAAAUGCCUGGAACAAAGAAUCCGAACAACCUGGAAACUGUUCAUUGGUUUUAUGAUACUGUACAUAAUUCUUUUGGGUCUUAUAAUAUGUUUUCCCAUCUUCUAUUUGCUGGUUUGGAAUAAGAAGGUUUUAGUGAUGCAGUUUCUAAUGCCUCUAAUCGAUCACACAACCGAUGGAGGACACUUGCUUCUUACAGCUGUGCAUGUGGCUUUGAUUAUCUUCGGUGGUUUUGGCAACUAUGGUGGGGAUAUGUACCUGUUUCUUUUUGUUACCCACGUGCCAUUGAUCAAGGAUAUAUUCUGUGUGAAGCUUACGGAAUUCAACGAGGUGGUUGUGAAAGCGGAUGAGUACCCAAAAAUAAGGGCAAUGCUUUGCGAUUUGUUGACCUGGCACCAACUUUACUCUAGUCUUCUUCAGUUAACCAAAGAGAUAUAUAGCAUCGUGCUGUUUGUGCAGCUUUCUACCACCUGCGUUAGUCUACUAUGCACCAUAUCCUGUAUUUUUAUGAAAGCCUGGCCAGCAGCUCCUCUUUAUCUGACGUACGCUGCAAUAAUUCUCUAUACCUUCUGCGGUCUUGGAACUUUGGUGGAAAAUUCUAACGAAGAAUUUCUAGAGGUUAUCUACUCAAACUGUUUGUGGUAUGAGCUCCCUGUGAGGGAGGAGAAGCUAAUUAUCCUGAUGAUAGCCAAGGCUCAAAAGGAGGUCUGUUUGACUGCUGCCGAUAUGGCGCCAUUGUCAAUGAACACGGCUCUCCAGUUGACCAAAGGAAUAUAUAGUUUCAGCAUGAUGCUGAUGAAUUACUUGGGAAAGGAUAACUAA
Messenger RNA from Drosophila ficusphila, 1212 nucleotides. RefSeq names its product odorant receptor 67d (gene Or67d). The record is from RefSeq and is a predicted model, not a curated record. Gene Ontology annotation, biological process: detection of chemical stimulus involved in sensory perception of smell; sensory perception of smell. NCBI's taxonomy places the organism in Eukaryota, Metazoa, Arthropoda, Insecta, Diptera, Drosophilidae. The transcript has 5 exons. The coding region runs from base 1 to 1212 and encodes 403 amino acids. Gene Ontology annotation, cellular component: plasma membrane. Gene Ontology annotation, molecular function: olfactory receptor activity; odorant binding.